GCGCUUCAUGAGCGACGAUCCCAGCUGUAGAAACUACGCACUCUCGGUCCUCCUUGUCGUAGGCAAAUUCGACACACUGUCCCGUGACUUCAUCUCUCCGCUUGCAUUCCUCCUCGUAGGGACGGACAAGCCUCCUUAGAGCGGUUUGCUUCUUACAUCUGGUCUCGCCUGCAAGUGUGCCUUUGAUUUAUGGGCUAGACCGUCGCCUGCACCAUCACCGGUGGGAACUGGAUCGCUCCGCCUCGCCUAAACAAGAGAAUCCACUUUGCAUUCGCCUCUACCAUCUUUCUCUCCGAUUCGAUUUGAUCACGUCUCUCCCCUUCUCUUCUACGACACCAAUAAUUUUUAUUUGCUGCGAAACGCGAUGUACAAUCGCAAGACUGCCGCCAUGUUAUUGUGGCCAUCUCGCCCAACUUCUCCCGCGCCUACCGGAGGUGAAGCGAUCCCGACUUCCUACGCCCCUGAUCUGCAACGGGGUGUAUCUCUCUCCCGUCCCCUCAACGCGUUAAUGCGUCCUUCGCUCAAAGAAGCCACGGAUGUUGGAAACGCAGGACUGGUUGCCGAGUCAUACUGCACACUGCUCGGAAUGAAGCUCAACGAGGCUGUCGCUAAAGCGUUGAUGGGCGGAACGGAAGGGCCAGUGUGGGAUCGCCGUCGUUCCGUGCCCUGGGGAAAAGGCAAAUCACUCGGGAUGCUGAUUAGCGGCGAAUUUACGAAUGGAUCCAACAGCGUCGAUACGUUCACCCAAAGAGCCAUUCUUCGAACCGUGCAACGGCCGCUGUCAGUGCUCUUGAGUAACAUUCAAGGGCUCUUGACCCCGCUCCUCGCUUCCCCUCAAUUUUUACCCACUUCCCCUCUGCCGCCCUCACUGUCCGCUGCCCAGGUGCAUGCCCUGGCUCUGGCGGCCUUCGCUGGCGAGCUAAGCGACGCCCUUCUAAUACCGAAUGUUCCUCGUUUCGUCAACGAGGGGCUGGCGCCAUAUAGAGCCCAACUGAGCGCUCUCGAGACACGCGCUGGCCUCCCCAUUGUUGCGGCAUUAAAGGGUAUCCUCGUUGGAUUAGCCGUAGACCUGGAGAAUGCUACAGCUGGCAUCAAGGAACACGGUAGCCUCGCCGCUUUGAACCAGUCCGUAGUGGGCGCCAGCAAGCUUCUGCAAAGGCUUCUUGGAGCAGAACCUACCGACAAACGACAGAUUUGGGCAGCAGAAUUGCUGGCAAAUGUUGCAUGGGAAGGAAUGGUCAGCUUGGUUUAUCGACCUCGCGCCACGAUGAGGGCCAUUUUUCCGGAGCGCAAGUCCUCCCCACCCUUGGGCAUUACACACGCUGCAGAGAGAGUGGAUGUCCCAUCAAGGUUUGGCAUCAAGCAGCUUGUCUCGCGCCCUGUCACUCCCUCUGUCCCCCAACGUCCGGUCACGCCAAGCACUUUAUCCCGCGAUGCGCAUGCAUUACAGUCUUUCGUUACGGCACUCUCGAACAGUUGCGCAGUGUUCACCAAUUCGCUUGCAUCCGAGCUGCGUUCAGAAGCACUGCUGAGCCUGGCACAACUGCACACUCUGUUUUCAUUAGCGCCACCUUCAACCCUGGUGGAUAUUCCAGAAUUGGAGUUACUGCCCAGUGCCAUUGUUCUGACUUACCUUCUGCCCGAAGGCAAGGUUGCUUCCCUUUUGGGGAUGGAUGCAGGAACGUUCAGGGGUCGUUGUCUCAAAGAUGAGAACAGUGCCGAACGAUGUGAACAGGCGGUGGAGCAGGUCGUCCGUGAUUGGGUUGCCGAUAAAGAUGGAUGGGCAGCUGUACAUCGGUGGCUCGUUGGGGAUAGCUCUGCAUGCAGCACUUAGAAACUCAAUAGAUUUCCCCUCUAGAUGAAUUCUUC
Dacryopinax primogenitus is the source of this 1869-nucleotide messenger RNA. RefSeq lists its product as uncharacterized. The record is from RefSeq and is a predicted model, not a curated record. Lineage: Eukaryota; Fungi; Basidiomycota; Dacrymycetes; Dacrymycetales; Dacrymycetaceae. Bases 365 to 1834 code for a protein of 489 amino acids. The transcript is spliced from 3 exons.